GGGGUCGCCGACAGACUACGUCACCAGGCGGAAGCAAUCCACCGGCCAACUAACGCAGCGCGUGCUCGGAGCUCGACUGCUUCAGCCUGGCGGCCGCUCCGGGAAGAGGGAGCGGUGCCGUGCGGCCAUGUGGGCGCCACCUGCAGCCCCGGAGGGCGAGCGUCAUGGCGGCGGUUCGCUCUCUCCCCGGGACCCCGGACCUGCCCACGCUGCACGCCAAGCUGCAGGGCCUGCUGCGCUUCCUGAGGGGCGCCCUGCCCAUUUCGAGCGCGCACACGGUGGACUUCUACACCGAGUCGCUCUGGCAGGAGCUGGUCGACUUGAACCCCGACGGCGUGCUGGCGGCGCUGAGGGAGUCGGCGGCGGAGGCCCGGCCGCGGGAGGAGGGAUCAGGUUUUAUUGAUCUCCCCCAAGUAUUUUGUGAAACGUCUCAGAAGCUGAUGAGCACGGAAGCCUUUGCUUUGGCCGCCAAGUACUACUCUGUGCAAAGCUUGGGGCUGUGUACUCCUUUUGAGCAGUUGCUUACCGCCCUUCGAGUAAACAAAGAGCAGAGAACUGGUGAAAAUGUGAAGGCAAUUAAGUUUAUGAAUACAAAAAAAUCUCAUGAAGUUCAGGCAAUGUCAGAGCUAAUCUGCAGUAUUGCUGAUUACUAUGGUUUAAAGCAGAUAAUUGACGUGGGUUCUGGUAAAGGCUACCUAAGCUCCUUUUUGUCCUUAAAGUAUGGUUUAAAUGUUUAUGGCAUCGAUUCCUCAAAUACUAACACUCAUGGAGCUAAGGAGAGAAACAGGAAGUUGAAGAAACACUGGAACCUGUAUCAUGCUCAGACAAGAGGAGAUGCCCAUGGACCGGCAUUAAAAAUGCCGGAAGGAAAGGAAGUGCAAAAGGAAGUAAAGUGUAAGGGAGGUUUUGAGAGUGCACCGACGAACACUCUUGUGACUCAAGACUUGUCUGCCAAUGUUUUGCCAGAGUUUUCAAAGUCAGCAGGUUCGGUCAUUAGGCAACGACAAGGAAAUCUCCAUGCUCAGCCACUUGAAACUGCCUUGUCUCUCAUGGACAUUUUGCCUGUUGAUGCCGUUGAACCUACUUCAUCCCAGGUACACAACACCGAGAUGUUGGAAGUGAGGAAAUGGAGAAGAAAGGUGACGACAUCCAAACCUAGUGACUCAAGUAUAUAUUCACCACUGACUUCUUUUAUCACUGCUGAUUCAGAAUUGCACGACAUUGUUAAAGAUCUGGAGGACUGUUUAGUGGUGGGUCUUCAUACUUGUGGUGACCUUGCACCAAACACUCUACGGAUAUUUGCAUCCAAGUCUGAAGUCAAGGGAGUUUGCAGUGUGGGUUGUUGCUACCAUCUCUUAUCUGAAGAAUUUGAAGACCAGCAUAAAGAAUAUGCUCAAGAAAACUGGGGCUUUCCAAUGUGCCGCUAUCUGAAAGAGGAGAGAUGGUGUUGCGGCCGUAAUGCAAGAAUGUCAGCGUGCUUGGCAUUGGAACGGGUUGCAGUUGGCCAAGGGCUGCCUACUGAAUCACUCUUCUAUCGUGCUGUUCUGCAGAAUAUUAUUAAAGAUUAUUACGGCAUCACAAAAUGUGAUCGGCACGUUGGUAAAAUUUAUUCCAAAUGUUCUUCCUUUCUGGAUUAUGUCAGAAUGUCUCUAAAGAAGCUUGGAUUAGAUGAGUCCAAGGUCUCUGAAGAAAUUAUAAUGGAUUACUAUGAAAAAUAUAAACCUAGAAUGAACGAGCUGGAGGCAUUUAAUAUGUUGAAAGUCGUCCUGGCUCCUUGCAUAGAAACCCUGAUUCUUCUUGAUCGACUGUGUUACCUGAAGGAACAGGAAGAUGUAGCGUGGUCGGCUCUUGUGAAGUUGUUUGACCCUGUCCAGUCUCCCAGGUGCUAUGCUCUCAUUGCCCUGAAGAAGCAGCGGUGACCGCAGUGGAGGCAGGUGGCUAGUCAGCUUGUUUGGGGACUUACCUCGAAGAUUACUUUUCUAAAACAUUUAUCUUUUAAAUAAUUGCUAUAUUUUAAGUAAUAAAAUAAUGGCUAACAAUGUAAGAUCAUAAUCAGUUUUUCCAUUCUCAAAGCAUACGUUAAUAAAACAAGAACUUAUGAAAAUAUUAUGGCCAACCUUCCUUAGUGUGUCAAUAGCAGAUUGUAAUCUGACUUUAAUUCUUGUUCAAUAUUUGGGACCCUUAGCAUUUACCACACAUCACAUUUUGGCCUCUUUUUGCUUAAAAGGAAAUGGUAAGUCUAAAUGUCGAUGUUGCUAAAUGCUUGUUACUCUGUAUUUUUCAGAACAUUUUGGAAUAGUUUCCACAUUGCCAUAAUGGGGAGAUAUACAUUAAAAAAAAAAACUCACAAGCAGGUCAGUUAUAAAAUAUGCCUAAUAUAGAGCAUAUUUUACGCUGUUUUAACAUAAAGUACACUUGAUGAUAUUCUAUUUCCUUAAGGAAAUGUGCAUCUUAUGAGUAAGUAUUCACUUCACGGAUUCUUGAGGCUAUUUAUCCUACUAAAAAGAAGUGAUGGGGUGGUGCUUAGGAGAAUUAAAUUGUGCUCUAUAAAAAGCCACCCUGAGUGAAGCCAGACAUGGGAGACGCCUCCCUGCCAAGUGUAGAACAAGUCCCUUUCUUUAGCAAAACACAGAGUUUCUCGUGCACACUAAAGAGCUGGAGAGCUGGGAUGAGGCUUUCUCGAUGCUCAGCUGGAGAGCCCUCUUAGAGUCCCUAGAGAAGAUAAAUAACUGUUUUGGUAAAUGGUUGAGCUUUUCCCCAGAUGAGAAGGAUUUUAUUUCUUCGGGGUUUCGUGUGGAGUUUCCAGCUGAUACAGAUGAUCAGGAACUGUACACAGCUAGUACUUUCCUAGUGAGCUACUUUAAACUACCUUUUGAUAAGAAUUCAAAUGUCUGGCCCUUUACAAUAGCCACAAAUAAUACAAAAUACCUUGGGUUAACUCUAACUAAGCAAGUGAAAGACCUGUAUGAUAAGAACUUUAAGUCUCUGAAGAAAGAAAUCGAAGAAGAUAUCAGAAAAUGGAAAGAUUUCCCAUGCUCAUGGAUAGGUAGAAUUAACAUAGUAAAAAUGGCAAUCUUCUGGGGCUACAGAGUGAGUUCCAGGAAAGGCGCAAAGCUACACAGAGAAACCCUGUCUCAAAAAAACAAAAAAAAAAAAAAAUGGCAAUCUUACCAAAAGCAAUCUACAGAUUCAAUGCAAUCCCCAUCAAAAUCCUGACACAAUUCUAUACAGACUUGGAAAGAACAAUACUUAACUUUAUAUGGAAAAACAAAAAACCUAAGAUAGCUGAAAGAAUCCUGUAUAAUAAAGCAACUUCUGGAGGCAUCAUGAUCCCUGACCUCAAGCUCUACUAUAGAGCUAUAGUAAUAAAAACAGCUUGGUACUGGCAUAAAAACCAACACGUGGACCAAUGGAAUCGAAUUGAAGACCCUGACAUUAAUCCACACACCUAUGAACAUAAGAUUUUUGACAAAGAAGCCAAAACUGUACCAUGGAAAAAAGAAAGCAUCUUCAACAAAUGGUACUGGCAUAACUGGAUGUUAACAUGCAGAGGAUGGCAAAUAGAUCCAUAUCUGUUGCCAUGCACAAAACUCAAGUCCAUCCCCUGAACUUGAUAGAAGAGAAAGUAGAAAGUAGUCUGGAACGAAUUGGCACAAGAGACCACUUCCUAAAUAUAACACCAGUAGCACAGACACUGAGAACGACAAUUAAUCAAUGGGACCACCUGAAACUGAGAAGCUUUUGUAGAGCAAAGGACACGGUCAACAAGACAAAGCAACAGGCUACAGAAUGGGAAAAGAUCUUGCACCAACCCCACAUCUGACAGAGGGCUGAUCUCCAAAAUAUAUAAAGAACUCAAAAAGCUAGACUUCAAAAUAAUCAACAGUCCAAUUAAAAAAUGGGCUACAGAGCUUAACAGAGAAUUCUCAACAGAAGAAUCUCAAAUGGCUGAAAGACAUUUAAGGAAUUGCUCAACAUCCUUAGUCAUCAGGGAAAUGAAAAUCAAAACAACUCUGAGAUACCAUUUUACACCUGUCAGAAGGGCUAAGAUCAAAAACACUAAUGACAGCUUAUGUUGGAGAGGAUGUGGAGCAAAGGGAACACUCCUCCACUGUUGGUGGGAAUACAAACUUGUACAGCCACUCUGGAAAUCAGUAUGGCGGUUUCUCAGAAAAUUGGGAAUAAGUCUUCCUCAAGACCCAGCUAUUCCACUCUUGGGCAUAUACCCAAGGAAUGCUCAAUCUUACCACAAGGACACAUGCUCAUCUAUGUUGAUAGCAGCAUUAUUCAUAAUAGCCAGAACCUGGAAACAACCUAGAUGCCCCUCAACUGAAGAAUGGAUAAAGAAAAUGUGGCACAUAUACACAGUGGAGUACUACUCAGCAGUAAAAAAACAAUGAUAUCAUGAAAUUUGAAGGCAAAUGAAUGGAACUAGAAAAUAUCAUCUUGAGUGAGGUAACCCAGACUCAAAAGGACAAACACAGUAUGUACUCACUCAUAAGUGGAUACUAGAUGUGAGGGAAGGGAUGGCCAGACUGCAACCCACAGCUCCAGAGAGGCUAGAUAACAGAGAAAGACCCUAGGAGGGACACAUGGAGGACCCUGUGAAGGAGAAGUGGAUGAGAUCUACACGAGUGAAUUGGGUGUUGGGGAGUUGCAGAGGGCGAGGAGUAGGGGAUGAGAACAUAGGGAAAUGGGAGGGUCAAACUGGAACAGGGACAGAGUGGGAGGGUAGGGAGGAAGAUACCAUGAUAGAUGAGGCCAUCAUGGGAAUAGGAAGAGGCAGGGUGCUGGGGAGGCUCUCAGGAAUCCACAAGGAUGACCCGACUUUGGUCUGCUGGCAGUGGUCCAGAGGGUGCCUGGACUGGUCUACUCUGGUGACCAGCCUAGCAAAUAACCUAGCUGUCAUCAUAGAGCCUUUGUCCAGUGACAGAUGGAGGUAGAUGCAGAGAUUCAUGGCCAGGUGCCAGGCUGCAGUGCAUGCCCCUACCCUCAGCAUCAUCUCACUGGCCUUGUUCAUUUUUUUUUUUUUUUGCUUUCUUAAUAGUGGUUAGUGCCAUGUGAUGACUAGUACAUCACACCUGCUGUGGCUGUCUCCAUGUUGGUGCUCAUAGGAUUGAUGAGCUCCUUAUAGCUGUGAGCCUAAUGAGGUAGUACGAACUUUCUCCUUCAGCCUUCCUCUUGGUGGGGUGGUUGUAUCAUAUGGUCAUCCCUGAAAACAUACAUACAAGUGACAUGGAGGCCGAAUAGGUUAUAUUUAGGAAUAUAUGUAUAUACAUAUAUGCAUGCAAUAACAAUUAACAACAACAAAAGAAGAAGCCAUGAUUUUGAUGGAGAGUGGAGGGGUAUAUCAGAGAGUUUGGAGAAAAGAAAGGGAAGAGAGAAAUGCUUUAAUUAUAUUCUCAAAAAUAAAAAUAACUAAUAAAGAAAGAUGGAAAUGUGCAUACAGUGAAUUUAUUCAAAUUGAUUGGCUGAGAAUACUCCUGGUUUUAAUUAAAGAGCUUAUUUCAUUAGUUGUGCUAAAGUGCGUUUUUGUUUCAACACACUGUCCUUUUAUUUCCUCAUAGUGUUUGCAAUACGUAGCUAUAUCAGAAGGAACAGAAAAUCUAGUUAGCCUGUUUUCUUUCCUUUUGUAAUUUUACUUCUAUAAAAAUUUGACAGCCUUCUUUGGCAACUGAAUAUUCAUUUAACAUUCAUUUCUCCUUAUGACACAAAGACCUCAUGUGAAAAACACUGUUUGCAUAAAAAAAUAAAGUGCAUCUAUUUCCUUAGCAUUUAAAGUUUACAGUAACUCACCUACAUUUUAAGAUAUUAGCAGAACUUGUAUCUGUCAGUUUGGACAUCCAGUAACAUGAGAGAAUAUACAUGAUCCUAUCGUGUUGAGAGAACAUUCGUGAUAUUGCAGCUUUACAUACACAAAUCCACACUACAGUGGUUGUAGAUGCCCACCUCAUAAAAGCUGUCCUUUCAGAGUUAGUUUACAGUUCAUUGAAGAGCAUAGUGCAUUGCUAUGAGCACCCUUCUCAUAAUCACCUUCUGGGGAUCUAAAACAAAAGCCUUAACAUCUCCAGGCUCAUCUGUAAAAUGUAGCCUCAUUUCAUACUAUGGUGAUAUUUUAUUUGUAUUAAAAUAUUAUUUGUAUGUUAAUAAAUAAAGUUGCCCGGGGGUCAGAGCUAUUAGCAAGCCAUAGGAAAGCAGGGCAGUGGUAGCGUACGCUUGUAAUUCCAGCACUUGGUAGGCAGAGCUGGGUAAGUCUCUGUGUGUUCAGGGAUACAGCCAUUAUUGGAUACACAUGCUUUUAAUCUUAAUACCAAUCAUGGAAAACCUGGAGGCCUAUACAGACAGGCUGUGAGGAGGCGGUCAUGUGGUUGGGUUUACAACCAAUGAGAAGGCAGGACAGGAACUCUAUAUAAAGACUUUAACACAGGGGUAGCUCUGGUUCGGAGAGGUAAGACCACCGCAGGAGGAAGGGUAAGGUUUUAGCUCUUAGCUCUGACCUCUUGGCUUUCUUCUUUGCAUUGGUUCUGUGUUUAUUAUUUAAUAAGAAGGUUGGAUACAUCUACAUUUGGCGCCCAGCGUGACAAGAAUUCAUUAAAAACCGCUUGGCUUGGCUUGGCGGCAGGUCCGGUUUCCAGCCUGGGCGGCCCGGCUGCCUAGCUUGGGCCCAGGCCUGACUGACCCGCAGCUGGAGCUACUUGCAACUGCUACAAACAACUCAGACCUGCCCUGCUGAACAGGGCCCCUGCCUGUAAAGCCAAGGCUUGACUCGGCUCAAGCGGCUACACUUUCUCUCUCUCUCUCUCUCUCUCUCUCUCUCUCUCUCUCUCUCUCUCUCUCUCUCUCUCUCUCGCUGGAUUCACACCUCGAACACCAGGUGGCUGUGAAAUUCCCUGGGAUUCUACUGUUCUACCCAGACUUGGUAAGUCAAUUAACAUAUCUAUUUAAAAGAGAAUUUUUUUCUACAUUAAAAAAAAAUGGGCUUUAUGUGUACAUUGGAAGAAAAUUGGGCUUUGUUUGAAAUUUUAGGCACUCUGACAAUGGAACAACUAUAUGAAAAGAUUAAUAUUGAUCGAAUUAUUCAGUUUAUUACUUUUCUUAUCCUCAUUUUACUAUUUAAAAAGAUCGUCAACUUAAGUGCCAGGAUAACAGUCUUAGAAAAACUUGUUAAACCGGUAAAAAUGAAUUAUAGAGAAAUUCA
Molecule: messenger RNA, 7198 nt
Organism: Peromyscus californicus insignis
Lineage: Eukaryota; Metazoa; Chordata; Mammalia; Rodentia; Cricetidae
Gene: Mettl25
Product: methyltransferase like 25
Exons: 12
Coding region: 165-1919 (584 amino acids)
Source: RefSeq, a predicted model, not a curated record